CCAGAAUCAAAUCGCACGUUAAUCAGACAGCCUUUUGAGCCUCCUAGCCUCAAGGGGAGCCUCUUCUUCCUCCUUCCUCUCAGAAAAGCAGUCCCCAAAAAUAGGAAGCUAUGAAGCAACAAGGGACGGGAGGCUACUCCAUUUUCCUUUUUUUUCGAUUUCCGUCCGCCGUAUCAUGCCCGCGCUUGUGGAUUGGCGGUGGCUCAUUCUCCUCUGGCGAAAUUUGUUUCGGGCCGCCAAAAAUCGGAGGAAGCAGCCCCGAGCCGAGUUAUCAUCUUAUCGAAUUCGGGCCAACAUUUUGCGCACAUAAUUUCGAUAACGAAUCCGAGAGUUUUGGUCUCAAGAUCAGCACAUUGGAGAGAAGAAUCAAGCGAGGAAUUGGGGAUCGAUCCCCAUUUGGGAGCAAUGGCUGAUUGGGCGAUAAAUUAGGAGUCGAUUAAGCAAGCAAAUAAUAUAGGAUGAGGCGGCCGAGGAGCAAAUUGAAAUUGCUCCUCAGCGCAUGCCUCAUCUCUCUCCUACUCCUCACGCCCACAGACUGUGACGGGCUGCAGCUAGUCGCCGCAAUCAGGAUGAACUUAUUUUGGCCACCAGCACCUCCCCAUCGGCCUCUUCCAAGUGUAAUAGGUGAUGAAUUGUACACACAGGUGGAACAAUUGUGGCUCAACCGUGGUCUAGAUAGGAUACUCCUUCAAGAUGUCAAAAAUCAAUCCCACCACACCAUUUUAUUCAAUAUAAUCAGCAAUUCCUAUAGAACAAAUUAUAAGUUCGAGGAAAGAAUGAUCACUUCUUUGUUGCAUGAAGUUGCCAAUACUCUCCAGGACUGCUUGAGUAAGCAUAAUUCAGUUUUGCCACAUGGCUUCUCAGGACAUAGCCAGGUGGAGGAGGAGGCAGGAAGCUUAUUGUCAAAUUCCAAUAAUUUGAAGCUGCCUUUUGCAUCAAAAAUAAGAUAUCUCAUCGAAGGAACUUCAGCAUCACAUUUUUCUUUGUCACCGCCAGCAAAAGAAGAAAUCAGGAGCACUUUGUUUUCCGAAGCAGAGUCUCGUCCACUGGUCACUAGCAUAAAAAAGUCUUCUAACGCAGAGGGGGGAAAGAAGAGCAAGGACAAAGACUCAGAUUCAUCCACUGUUGUCUUGGGUUUGGCAGUGGGCUGCGUAGCAUUGGUGGCUCUUAUUGUGUACUUUUGUGCUUGUCGUGGAGAUGAUUCAGCGUCGCCAUAUGACCUUGGGAGAGAUGAUAAACCACUCCUAGGUUUGACAGGUUCUUCCCGUAAGUCCAGUGCUACACCAAUCGAUGUCAGUAGGUUGGGAGCAUUAUCGCGCAGUUCGUCUGAGAUCCCGCAGUCAGAAUUUGCAGUACCAAUCAAGUUGCAUAUUCCACAGCCAUCCGCGAAGUUGAAGUCAGUAGGAGCGAUGUCAAUGAAGGAAGAACUAAUGGAGCGGCAUAGCAGGAUGAGCUGUCACGAAAUAACAACCGUGGCUGGACAGCCGACGAUACCUAAGUCCCUAGCCGAGAAGGCUGCAGGUUCUUCUGCUACUAGUAAUGUAGUUACACCUGCAGGUCCACCACCACCACCUCCUCCAGCUCUUCCUGGAAAGGCUCCUCCGCCUCCUCCAGCUCUUACUGGAAAGGCUCCUCCGCCUCCUCCAGCUAUACCUGGAAAGGCUCCUCCACCUCCUCCACCUGCACCCGGUGCACCUGCACCACCACCACCACCACCAGGAGCAUCAGCAGCACCACCACCACCACCACCAGGAGCAUCAGCACCACCACCACCACCACCACCAGGAGCAUCAGCACCACCACCACCACCACCACCAGGAGCAUCAGCACCACCACCACCUCCGAAGCCAGCCGGGCCUCCACCACCACCUGCUCCAAGAACUGGAGGUGGAUCAGGACCUGGACCUCCACCUCCACCACCUAAAAAAGGUGGACCACCUGGAGCUGGACCUCCGCCGCCAGCACUGCCCGGUGGUCCUAAAAAAGGUGGACCACCGCCGUUUAAGAAGCCAGGAGCGGCAGCUCCUGUUGCAGAAUCUUCAAAAACAAAGUUGAAGCCCUUCUUCUGGGACAAGGUUAAUGCAAGUCCAAAUCAAGCAAUGGUGUGGGAUCAACUUAAAGCCGGAUCCUUCCAGUUUAAUGAGGAGAUGAUCGAAACUCUUUUUGGUUGCAACGCUGUGGACAAGAAGAGUACCGAUGGCAAAAAAGAGCCAGCAAAGGAAGCUACUCAACUUGUUAGGAUCCUAGAUGCUAAAAAGGCACAAAAUUUGUCAAUAUCACUGAAGGCACUCAGUGUUUCAGCUGCAGAUGUACGUACUGCAGUUACAGAAGGGCAUGAACUCCCCUCUGAUUUGAUACAAACAUUGAUACGGUGGAUCCCAACCAGUGACGAGGAGCUAAAGCUUCGACUGUACAAUGGAGAGAUGAGCCAGCUUGGUCCGGCGGAGCAAUUCUUGAAGACCAUCAUUGAAAUCCCAUACAUUUUCCAGCGCUUGGAGGUGUUACUUUUCAUGGCCAGUUUGCCGGAAGAAGCUGCAAGUGUGAAGCAGUCAUUUGAAACCCUAGAGGUAGCCUGCCAAGAGCUUAGGCACAACCGUCUUUUCAAGAAGCUACUGGAGGCUGUACUUAAAACCGGUAACCGAAUGAAUGAUGGCACCUUUCGAGGGGGAGCACAAGCAUUCAAACUAGAUACCCUCCUGAAGCUGGCUGAUGUCAAGGGGGUCGACGGCAAGACAACGCUGCUGCAUUUCGUCGUCCAGGAGAUCAUCCGCUCGGAGGGCAUCCGCGCGGUGCGGGCGGCCAAGGACCAGAACAGCAGCAUCUCCAGCGUGAGCAGCACCGAUGAUCUCAGUGAGGAUGUUAGCGACGACACGGAGCACUACAAGCAGCUGGGCCUCACCGUGGUAUCGAACCUAGGGGAGGACCUCCAGAACGUCCGUAAGGCAGCGAUCCUGGAUGCUGAUGCGAUGACCAUCAUGGUGGCGAGCCUCGGGCACAGACUGGUGAAGGCAAACGAGUUCCUGAACACGAGCAUGAAGAGCUUGGAGGAGGAGAGCGGGUUCCAACACAAGUUGGUCCAGUUCAUAGAGCAGUCCCAGGUGCAGGUGACCCACCUGCUGGAGGAGGAGAAGAGGCUUCGCUUGCUGGUGCGCACCACCGUGGAUUACUUCCACGGCAGCACUGGGAAGGAUGAGGGCUUACGCCUGUUUGUCAUCGUGCGUGACUUCCUGGUGAUACUGGACAGGGUGUGCAGGGAGGUGAAAGAGGCAGCUGCCAAAGCAGCCGCUGCUAUCAAGAAAGAGGCGGCCGCCGCCAAAGCUGCCGCGGCACCGACGGCACCGCCCACAAGGGGCAGGCAACCGUCCCAGACGUCCAUGCCUCGACAGCAUCUGAAGCCUGCCAUCCAAGGCCGAAGGGGAAAGGCACACAGCAGCUCCAGCUCAUCUGAUUCUGAUGACUGAUAGGCACCUAGCUACCUAGACUAGCUACAUCAAACAUGGCAAGAUAUCAAAUGGACGACAAUAGCAUAUGCAGGAAGGGAAUGAGCACCAUUGAACUCUACCAUGUAUGUUUGUAUGUAUCAUUCUGUAUUUCACAUCACACUUGUUAGAGCGAUGAGAUGUGAUCGCAGCAUAGGUGUAGGUUAGUCAAGGAAUGUGGAUGGUGGUAGGUCAGUUCAAUGGACUGCUUGUGAUGCUAUCUUUUCUGCUAGUCUUCCCACUAAUACAUGUAGGCCUUGUUCGGCGGCAGUGUUCUUCA
Lolium perenne is the source of this 3759-nucleotide messenger RNA. RefSeq names its product formin-like protein 18. NCBI's taxonomy places the organism in Eukaryota, Viridiplantae, Streptophyta, Magnoliopsida, Poales, Poaceae. Gene Ontology annotation, biological process: actin nucleation; actin cytoskeleton organization. Gene Ontology annotation, molecular function: actin filament binding. The record is from RefSeq and is a predicted model, not a curated record.